Molecule: messenger RNA, 3048 nt
Organism: Candidozyma haemuli
Lineage: Eukaryota; Fungi; Ascomycota; Pichiomycetes; Serinales; Metschnikowiaceae
Gene: RAT1
Product: ssRNA exonuclease
Exons: 1
Coding region: 1-3048 (1015 amino acids)
Biological process (GO): nuclear-transcribed mRNA catabolic process
Cellular component (GO): nucleus
Molecular function (GO): RNA binding; 5'-3' RNA exonuclease activity
Source: RefSeq, a predicted model, not a curated record
AUGGGUGUUCCAGCUCUCUUCAGGUGGCUUUCGAGGAAGUACCCUAAGAUUAUCUCUCCAGUGGUGGAGGACGAGGGUGACGCUCAAUAUGGCACUGAGCCUCAGUACCUGGACCCUAACCCCAAUGGAGAACUAGAUAACUUGUAUUUGGAUAUGAACGGUAUUGUUCACCCGUGUUCCCAUCCAGAGCAUAAACCGGCUCCUGAAACAGAAGAUGAGAUGUUUUUGGACGUUUUUAAGUAUACAGAUCGUGUUUUGAUGAUGGCUAGGCCGAGGAAGGUACUUGUCAUCGCGGUUGAUGGAGUUGCACCAAGAGCCAAGAUGAACCAGCAGAGAGCCAGAAGAUUCAGAGCUGCUCAGGAGGCCAAGAUUCAUGAUGAAGAACGCGAAAGACAGAUUGCUGAUGCUGAAGCCCGUGGUGAAAUCAUUGAAGACUCUAUCAAGGGUAAGAAGAAAUGGGAUUCCAACGCAAUUACUCCUGGUACUCCAUUUAUGGAUGGCUUGGCUGCUGCUUUGAGAUACUGGGUCGCUUAUAAACUUGCUUCUGAUCCAGGCUGGAAAGAUUUGCAGGUGAUCAUCAGUGACGCUACGGUUCCUGGUGAAGGUGAGCAUAAGCUUAUGAGCUUUAUCAGAUCGCAGCGCCUGGACCCUCUGCACGAUCCAAACACUAAACAUUGUAUUUACGGUCUUGAUGCUGAUCUUAUUUUUUUGGGUUUGGCUACCCACGAGCCUCAUUUCAGAGUUUUGAGAGAGGAUGUCUUUGCCCAGGGCGGAGGCCAAAGAAACAUGAAAUAUUCCGACCAGAUAAAUAUGACAGCCGAGGAAAAGAAAGCAUUAGAUGCCAAGGACGCGAAGAAACCUUUCCUAUGGCUUCACGUUAAUGUGCUUCGUGAAUACUUGGAAGUCGAGCUUAAGGUGAGAAUGGGCAUGCAGUGGGAUGUUGAGAGAGCUAUUGAUGACUGGGUCUUCAUGUGUUUCUUCGUCGGUAAUGAUUUCUUGCCGCAUUUGCCUUCAUUGAGUGUUCGUGAUAACGGUAUUGAUAUCUUGGUCGGCUGUUGGAAACUGAUUGCCCCUAGAAUAACUGAUUAUUUGACCUGUGACGGUAAGCUCAACCUUGACGCCGUCGAGCAGCUUCUUGGGGCUCUUUCUCAUAAAGAGGACGAUAUCUUGAGACGCAGACAUGAAAACGAAAAAAGAUACCAGAACAAUGAUAAGAGAAGAAAGGUGGCACAAAGUGAAGAGAAGAGUUUGCGUGCCCAAUAUCUUUCAACAGUGUCCAAGGGUAAAGAAAAGGCCCCUGUGACAGCUGACAUGAACAUGCCACUCAUGGACACAUCAGGUAAGCUUGUUGACGGUUACGCUCAGCUUACAAACAAAGACAUUGUUCAAAACAGAGAUGUUAUCACCAAGGCUAACAUGGCUAAUGCUGAUGCUGCCGCUGCUCUUAAAAAGCUCCUAGCCCAAAAGAAUGGAGAGGCUCCAGCAGAAGAACCAUCCGAGCAGAGUGAUGCAAGUCAAGCAGAAGAUCCAAAGAAAAGAAGUGCUAGUGAGUUGGAGACUACUGAGUCAGAGGAUGACCCUGAUGUGGACCAAGUUAAAGAGUGGGAACCUGGUUACAGAGAGAGAUACUACAAGAUCAAGUUCAGCUUGUCAACCAAGGAAGAGAUUGAACAGCAAAGAAGAGAUCUUGUCUUCUCUUACAUUGAAGGUGUCUCAUGGGUACUUCUAUACUAUUACCAAGGCUGUCCUUCAUGGCAAUGGUACUACCCAUAUCAUUAUGCUCCAUUUGCUGCUGACUUUACCGACUUGGGAGAGAUCUUUGGCAGUCAAGGAAUUAAGUUCAUUGAAGGCGAGCCAUUCACCCCCUACGAACAGCUUAUGUCUGUUUUGCCGGCUGCUUCUGGCCAUGCCUUGCCUAAGGUGUUCAGAGAACUCAUGUCGAGUCCCGAUAGUGAGAUUAUCGAUUUCUACCCUGAGAAUUUCAAGAUCGAUAUGAACGGAGCAAAGAUGAGUUGGCAAGGUAUUGCAUUGUUACCAUUCAUCGAUGAACAUAGACUUCUCACUGCUGUUCGUGGAAAGUACGACUUACUUACAGAUGCGGAGAAGGCGAGAAACACCAACAAGAAGGCUCAGCUCUAUAUUUCUAGCGCCAACAAGAACUACCAAAAGUUCCUUCAAGGUUUCGAUGAGGACAAAACGAUACCAUUCGCUGCACAAAGAACUGGUCUCGCCGGCGUUGUCAAGCCAGUUCUGUCAUUCUCUGCUGAUGGAGAAUUGAAGUUCCCGCUCAAUGAAGGUGAUCUCCCACAUAUUCUGAACUCAGCAUAUUUGAUGUCAUGGUACGACUUCCCUAAGUCAACACCUGGCAAGUCCAUGUUGCUUAACGGUUACAUUCCUCACGUCAAGGUGCUCACGGACGACGACAAGUUUGCUAUUACUGGUAGACAGAGGAACGGACCAAGGUUCCAGAAUGUCUCUGACUAUGUGAAUACCGGUCCUCAAGGCAAGGAGCCAUACAUGGCUUACGGUAUGAGGGUUGGUGGCUACCGUGCACUUUCACACAUUGGCUCUCAGCCUGAUUCAGGCCGUGGAGGUAGAGGCAGCGGCCGUGGAGGCAGAGGUAAUUACAGUAACCGAGGCAACCGAGGCAGAGGUAACUACAACAACAGAGGACAGAAUUACAACAACAACUACAACAACAAUUACAACAACCAGGGCUAUAAUAACUACAACCAAGGGUACGCUAACCAGGGAUACAACAACUAUAACCAAGGAUACCAGGGAAACAACUAUAAUCAAGGUUACAACAAUUAUGGUAACCAAGGCUACAACCAGAAUCAAGGCUACAACCAGAACCAAGGUUACAACCAAGGCUACCGGAACCAGGGAUACCAAAAUCAAGGGUACCAAAACCAAGGCUUCCAAAACCAAGGCUACGGUAACCAAGGAUACCCAGCCAACCAGGGUAACCAAGGCAACCAGGGUUUCAGCAACUACAACAGUUUUGGCGGCAGCUACAACAGAAACAACUACGGCGGCCAAAGGUAA